ACGCUUCCAAGAAAAGACGGAACAAACUGUCAAAAUUCCCCGCUGGAGAACACGUCAUUUUGGAUUCUUGGAAAGACGUAAGCAAUUAACUAAACUUCGCUUUCGUUGUGACAAAACCCUUUGAUCGUCGCCUCGAGUGUAGCAGUGUUUCUGGGAAAAUAGUCAAGGUUUUCCAUCUGCUGGCGUUGUCUCAAAACGAAGUAUUGAGAGAAACAAGCGAAGAUGUUCCCUGCAACGAACAUGGCGUUCACUGCUUAUAUUUUCCAAGAGGACUAUGACCGACUUAUUACUCAGGAGUUAUCUCACGCAAGUCAGCAGCAGAGAGGUGGAAGUUUGUUCGGUCAGUGGACCAGCACUGGCAACCCAGUCAUCCACCGUGCAUUGUCUUUCAGUCAAAGUCAGGGUGAUCGUGAUGUAGUGGCUAAAAGCUUGUACGAAGGAUUCCGAGUGUGUCCCAUCGGCGAGUGGCGACCGGUUCAAGCUCAAACUCGUGACAUGCAAGCAAGAGAAGCAAGAGAAAGUCUAAUUAGGGGACGAGAACCUCCGACACGAUUUUUAGUUCUCGAUGUCAGCAGGACAGAAAUAGUUCCUUUCCUCUUAAAUCGCCAGACCGCCCAACAUGAAAGAGGACGGCUGGAAAAGCUUCCCGGCGAGAACCCGUUUAAUAAAAGUGCGUCGUUUGAGCAGCGAGUGCCAAGGAGGGACUUCGAUUAUCCGGUAGUACAAUAUCCGGCAGUACGAUAUCCGGCAGGGCAACCAAACUUACCUCAUCAAACUUCACGGGCAGCCCAGUUUCAAGAAGCGAUCACAGCAGACGUACAGUGGUACUCGGGCGAAGAAGGUAAUAAGAAACUCCAGAAAGUAGUCCAGGAUAUUAAAGAAAUUGCUCUGGGUAAUGUGGACAUGUCUCGCGACACAAAAACUCAGGAUAUCUCCUUGUCAUUCACGGCAAGCCGCAGAGCAAAGAAGUGGGAGAUCAGGUUUCCCUCAAAGUUUCCUGGUGUUGGAGCACUCCUGAUUGAAAACCCAGGAACUCGCCAAGAAAAAGAACAAAGGCAGGCCACCAGCGACACAGUGAGUAAGGCGGUGAAGAAUAUGAUUUCUCGCAUACAAAAGAGCAGCUUCAUAUAAAAGACCGAAAGCGAAUUUGUCUAAAUUAGUGGUUGCAUCCCAGCAGUGAACUCGACUUUGAAUAGCCAUAAUUUCCGACCUUCUUUUCCUCGUUGGAUGACAACUUCAACACUUAUACGUUAUUGCAGAAUAAUCAAAGGACUUAUAGCCAUUAAUGGAAAUCCAUUGUUUUCUGUUUUUCUCAGUUUCCGUACAGUGCUUCUAUUUCCUAAACGUUUUAGCCAAAGAUGGAAAUUUGUUAACAUUAAUGAUAAGAACUAGCUUAUACAUGAAGAAGUGCUGGAAUUAACGAUAUUAGUUAUGUAUCAUAGACAAGACUUUCUGAGGCAUUUCGAUCCGAGAAAUAAAGGUCAAUAACAACGAAAGAG
This is a messenger RNA of Orbicella faveolata, 1499 nucleotides long. RefSeq lists its product as uncharacterized. NCBI's taxonomy places the organism in Eukaryota, Metazoa, Cnidaria, Anthozoa, Scleractinia, Merulinidae. The record is from RefSeq and is a predicted model, not a curated record.